AUGUGGUAAAACAUUGAGACGACGAAUACAGGGAGAGCGUUCGCCUGGCGGUGCCCAAAUUAAUUCUAUUUUUUUUAAAUUGUAUUUUUAAAUAAUAUGUAAAAAAAUGUUUUUUUUCUUCUCCAAUACUCAAAGAUACGGCACUUGCCAGGGGCCGUACUUUUUAUCCCAAGGUUACCGUGUUCUCUGAAAUUUUGCCGCUGUCCUCCAAAAACCGUGUUCACUCGAAAAAGGCGAAACCAGCAGGUAAGAUGAUUUUUUUUAAAUUUAUUUUGACCAGUAGCCCCCACGGAUGCUACCGUUGAUCAACCUUAUAAUCUCAGCCGAUCAUCCGAAACGCAAACUCUAUCCGCGCCUAGAAUCAGUUUUGAUGCAGCGGAGUCGCUAUUAAAAAUAACUUCGUUUUAUUGGCAGCAGCAACAUCAACAGUGCACCCGUUUUGAAUUUUUGACGUAUAAGCCCUGCGGGGGCUACCGGCAAACAUGAGAGUUAGUACUUUUCGGGUAUAUAAAAAGAAAGUGUUGAAAAAAAAAAACAGGUUUCUAAGUCGUUGAACUUCGUUUUUAAAGGAUCUUCUUGCACGCAAGAGCUCCAAGCUUUGUUUGGCUGCUUGAAGAAAUGGGAGUUUGACGACAAACCCUGUGGAAGACAGCACAGUUCUUACAUGGAGUGCAUUCACAAAGCUGAGAAGGAAGCCGCAGAUUUUCGAGAAGCUGCAAAGAAGGUUAUUUUUACUUUUUUGUAAAUUUCUCAGAGAGAAAUAUAUGUCGAAAAUUUCACCUUAUCUAAGCUAGGUUAAUGAUUAUCAAAAGUAAAAAAGUUCAAUUGAUGCCUUGGAAGAAGUUUUGGAGAUUAUAAACUCGACUCGUUAUUCAUUUUUAAUGAUUUCGCAAAGAAUUCUAAGAGCUGCGCUUCGGCUCGUGAUUUUGAACUAGAAAAACUGUUUCGCUGCGUCAAAUUAGCUUUAAUGCGGCAUCGAAAUUCCAAUUUGCGUAUCUUUCCAAAUCAUUUUGAACCGUGAACGCGUCGAAUUUGAAAUCCGCAAAAUUGAACACGACACGGGUAAACCUCUUGCCGCGAUAGACGAGCCGAAUCGCAGGAAAACGCGGCAGAUGCUCACAGUGAUUAGUCAACUCUGCCCGUUUGACAAAAAAAAAGAUUAAAAAGAAAAAUACGCUGAACAUUUGCUAAAACGGCGGAGCCAUCCAAUCGUGCUGUGAGAAUCCGCUGCGUUUUGGCUCGAGUCGUUGAACGAAAAACUGUUUCACUCCGCACGUCAAAUGGAAUUCGGCAUAAGGAGCACCGAAAUAUAAACAUUUUGGUUUGAUCUCAAAUGGCGUGUUCAUCAAAGAAACGGGACAUGCUUCAAAACGAAUAAUCGUGUUCAUCGGCGCGCCAAAGUUGCUCCAUAACAGUACCAUUAAAUAAACUUGUGAAAAAAUCUGAUUUUAAUUAUGUUUCUUGUUAAUGAUUCUCGUUUUGCAGGGUACUCUUGGCGAAGGCAAUCAAGGCAACUCGAUAACCACUGCACAGUUCAAUAAGUUGAUGCAAUUUUUCCCCCAGCCUGAUUUAGGAAAGGCACCUUAUCGGCAAAUGAAACGUUUGCCCACUCAAGAUUAUGCUGAAGACAUUUUUCAUCGGAAGCAUUGGAAAGGAAAGCGAAGUUAGAUUCAUGCACACCUUUCCCAUAGCUUCCUCAAUAAAAAUUCUCAUGAGAUGAUUAUUUUAUUAUUCAUAACGAGUAUUUUUCACUCGUUUAUAUCUCUGUUCGAUUUUCGCUUCGUUCGCGCUCGCGUUUUUCUCUGCUUUAACCAUUAUUUAAAAAUGAAUUACAGGGUAUGUCUGCUCUCAAGAAGUCUUUUAUCAAGCGAAAGCUUGCGAAGAAGCAGAAGCAAAACAGGCCUAUGCCUCAGUGGGUCCGCAUGAAGACCGGAAAUACGGUAAUCUAAUUUUUGGAAUUCUGGUCAAAUUGAUGAUGUUUAAAGAUGAAGUACAAUGCCAAGAGACGUCACUGGAGACGCACCAAGCUGAAGCUUUAAGUGCCAUGGCGGCGAUACCCUUUGCAACAAUAUUUUCUAUUGUUAUCAAUAAAGUUUGUUGAUUUUCCAUUCGUCGUAAAAGUGAAAAUUGCCAGCAACAUAUGGAUUUUCUUCUCGUUUAUAAAGAUGGAUUACUCAAGCAUUGGUGGGGAACGUGUGGAGGUGCCUUUAAGCUUUCUGAAUCGAAGAGUCUUUUUAGAUAG
Caenorhabditis auriculariae is the source of this 2242-nucleotide messenger RNA. NCBI's taxonomy places the organism in Eukaryota, Metazoa, Nematoda, Chromadorea, Rhabditida, Rhabditidae. The record is from the annotation of a GenBank genome assembly.